UUUAUUUUGGGGAUUUAUUUACCACUACAACAUCGAGAUUUGAUAGCAAACACUUGUACUAUCACCAACCUUAUGAUCUGUGGAGCUCAAUUUAUUGUCGGAAGAUGAAGCUGUUAGACCAAUUUGGCUUGGAAGGUUUGAGUUCGCAAUUAAGUAACGGUAGUAAAAGAUAUAAAAUUGAUGCCAGGCUAGAAAGCUAUUCAUGCAAAAUGGUUUCAGAAGAGAAACGUCAAUAUAAAGAAUUAGUUUCUCGUUUAAAUAGUGAUGAAAAUCAAGAAUCUCCUGCCCUUUACCUUGGGUCCUCGCAAACUCUACGGGAUUUGUAUGAAAUGACUGGACAAGUGGUCGAUCCCGAAACAAUUCGGAUGAGUAUCAUCCAGGAUCAGUCACCACCGAAUUCUUCCAGCCUCUCCCCUCCCAGAAAUGUAUGCAGCGGAAGAAAACGUACUCGAUCUGAAACAUCUAUAUGUUUGAAUGAUAGUACUUCAGAAUCACCGUCUCCAAAGUUUCCAACCUCAGCUCUAUCAACCAAAGAUUUGUUCUGUUUAAUGAGUACAUUAAAUAGUUGUUUUGGCCCUGCCUAUGAUUUCCUUACUGCUAGAAGUGAUGAAUUUUGUUUGGAACCUGAACUAUGGCUUGUAAAACAUUACAUUUCUCGGUUCUGUUCCAUUUAUGUGGAUAAAUACGAAGAUCUAGCACCUCAUCUUUGAAAGUCAUCGGUGAUGAAAUUGUGCCUGCUCAAUGUCGCAUAUAUAGUUAUCGUCCUGAUCAUCUAUCCGAUCCAUACAGCUCAGGAUGUUUAGCAUCUUUCAAUUAUUUUUUUCAUAAUCGAUGCUUACGUCGUGUAUUAUUCUUUUCUCUUCGUGUAUUAAAUGAUUCACUCGUAGAUGAUGAUGAAGAUGAACUAACUGAAUCCAAUUUAUACUAAACAAAUUGAAAUGAUCUUAGUUGUUUAUUUGUAAACUUAUUCUCUUCAGGAAUGACUAAAAACUGUUUACGAUGAUUUGUCGAUAGUUCUAUUAUAUGACUUUCCAUAAUUCUAUCAAUCACCUAUGAGCAGAGGUACACGCAUAGUUUAUUAUACGUACUCGUAAGGAAGUUAUAUUUUUAUCAUCACCAUUAUACAUACAUACCGCAUUAUAUUGAUUCAUCCAAUAUUUCAGGGUUUUUGCAUUUAUAGUUUUUAUUUUCCUCAAAAAUAUAUUUCAUUGUACUAACAACCAUAAUACAUGAAAUGUUUUAGAAUUCCCUUUCAUUUUACCUGUAUUCACACACGACCAACAUGUUAAUAUUUAUAAUUGAUCACUUAGUUUAUCAAAUAACUUUCGUGUAUAUAUUCUUUUUGUGACAAUAUAAAUCUCUCCUACACAAAGCUUAUUAUUUAAAUGUAUUUUUUUACACAGAACUUUUCCACUAUAAAUCUGUAAUAGUUUGUGUUCUACUGAUAACCGAUAUAAGUAGGAUGUGUCACCGAUCGAAAUUGGAAUACCUGGCUGCAGAAGAUUGAGAAGAUCGAAGAGGCGAGAACGAGAACAGAGAGUUAUUGGUGCGGAAACGAAGAAACAGUUAAGUAUUUACUAUAUGGUUCUCAGAUUUUCCUAACAGAUUCUGUAAAUUUGUGUUCAAAUACAUUUGUUUGUCCCCGCCUGUGUUCUCGUUCACUACGGUAUACCCGGCUUUAUAUCACUCCCUGUCUCCCAUUCUUGUCUGGUUGGUUGUAUCUGGUUUGCGUGUCACACCCAUAUCUGUUGUCGGCUUUUACUUCAUCGAUGACUUUCCUUUUAUUCGGAUUAUGAUGCCGAACUUUCAGGUUGGCUUUACUCCCAGGAAGUCUCUUGCUAUUACCGUUUGUCCCACGCUGAACGCUCUGGCUAAUGCACUGUCUGUUGUUGAAUUACCGUUCCAUUCGUUUAUUCUUGCAGAGGUUGGUUCUAGGUUUUAGUUUCAUUUGUUCUCUAGGUAUUCUAAUUUCUCCUCCAAAAUUGCUUCUGCCGGACAUUCCUGAUUAUUUGUUGCUGGGUCGCGUGUUGCGCUGUAGGUUAGUAGAAAUCUCCUCCCUCGGCUUUAAACAUUGCUCUUUUAAACAUGUCCACGAACCUCUCGACUAAACCGUUAGACUAUGGAGGUGUCUUGAUAUGCCUAACGGCAUUGCCGAUGCAGAACUUCGAAAAUUCGACAGGGAUAAAUUGUGGUCCAUUAUUCAACACCAAUAUAUCUGGACACUCAAAGUAGCCGGAUGUUUGUCUCAGUUUUCCCACAGUAGCUUUUGUCGAGACAGACUUCAUGUAAUGGACUUCUGGCCAUUUGGAGAAGGCAUCGACGAUCACCAAGAACUGUUUCUUGUUUACGGGACCGGCGAAAUCCACAUGCACUCUCGACCACGGAUUUGUUGGUGUUCCCCAACUCUGCAUUUCCGUCUUCCGAGGGGUUUUGAUAGCUCUCACACAUGCGGAACAUCUCGCAACAUAUUAUUCGAUCUGAGUAUCAAUAUUCGGCCAGUAUACAUAGCCACGUGCAAGUGCUUUCAUCCGUGGUACCACUGAGUGAGCAGCAUGCAGCUCUAAUAUCACCUUACGAAGUAAGCUUGUGGGUACAACUACUCAAUCUCCAAACACCAGGCACCCGUCCACAAGUGAUAGGGAAUUUUUUUCGGUAAACAUACUGCUCAGUGUUCUUGUUGUCUGUGUGAGCGGGCCAACUAUGUUCGAG
Molecule: messenger RNA, 2709 nt
Organism: Schistosoma mattheei
Lineage: Eukaryota; Metazoa; Platyhelminthes; Trematoda; Strigeidida; Schistosomatidae
Source: the annotation of a GenBank genome assembly